AUGGCGGCGAGGACGUCUCUGGACGAGGAGCAGCGCGCGGCGGCGAUGGCGGUGAUCGGAGACGAGGAAGGGGGAAUGGUGGGUGAGAGGGUUGCGUCGGGCGCGACGGCUGCGUGCGCGGCGUGUCGCGAGAAAAGUGCGACGAGCGUGCGUGAACGAUCGGAGUGGACGGCGUGCGAUGUGGUGAGAGCGAGGGAGUCGGGGAAUGCGGUGCUCGUGGCGCACGGAAGCGUGUACGACGCGACGGAGUUCAUCGAGCGACAUCCGAGCGGACCGGCGCCGAUACUGCGAGCGCUCGCGAGGGAUAACACGGAGGAUUUUGAUAUGCACAGCGCGCGCGCGCGCGGUUUGUGGGAAAAACAUCGGAUAGGAAGGAUCGUGCGGUGCGAAAUUCACGGGUUCGGGGAGUUUAUUCCGCCGGAGAGCUCCGCCUCGUGCGCGCUCAUGUGA
Ostreococcus tauri is the source of this 450-nucleotide messenger RNA. RefSeq names its product Cytochrome b5-like heme/steroid binding domain. Bases 1 to 450 code for a protein of 149 amino acids. The transcript has a single exon. The record is from RefSeq and is a predicted model, not a curated record. Gene Ontology annotation, molecular function: heme binding. Lineage: Eukaryota; Viridiplantae; Chlorophyta; Mamiellophyceae; Mamiellales; Bathycoccaceae. Gene Ontology annotation, cellular component: membrane; intracellular membrane-bounded organelle.